UGAGGAAGCCGGAGGAGGUUUCGAAGGAGGAGUAUUGCUCUUUCUACAAGAGCCUUACCAAUGAUUGGGAAGACCCUCUUGCUUGGAAGCAUUUCGCUGUGGAAGGCCAGCUCGAGUUCAAGUCAAUCCUCUUCUUGCCUAAAAGAGCACCUUUUGAUCUGUUUGACACGAGGAAGAAGCCGAACAACAUCAAGCUUUAUGUGCGCAGGGUGUUUAUAAUGGAAAAUUGUGAGGAGCUGAUGCCGGAGUACCUUGGAUUUGUGAAGGGCGUUGUGGAUUCUGAUGAUCUGCCGCUCAACAUUUCGCGUGAGAUGCUGCAACAGAACAAGAUUCUCAAGGUGGUUAGGAAGAAUCUGGUGAAGAAGUGCCUCGAGAUGUUCAAUGAGGUUGCAGAAAAUAAGGAGGAGUAUACUAAAUUCUAUGAGGCUUUCUCGAAGAACCUCAAGUUGGGUAUCCAUGAGGACAGCCAGAACAGGGCAAAGCUGGCUGAUUUGCUCAGGUACUACUCCACCAAAAGCACUGAUGAGAUGACCAGCUUUAAGGACUAUGUCACGAGGAUGAAGGAAGGCCAGAAGAACAUAUACUACAUUACCGGUGAGAGCAAGAAGGCUGUCGAGAACUCGCCGUUUCUGGAGAGGCUUAAGAAGAAGGGAUAUGAGGUGUUGUUUAUGGUUGAGCCGAUUGAUGAGUAUGCUGUUGGACAGUUGAAGGAGUAUGAUGGGAAGAAGCUUGUGUCUGUAACGAAAGAAGGGCUUCAGCUUGAGGAUGAGUCGGAAGAGGAGAAGAAGCAGAGAGAGGAGAAGAAGAAGUCGUUUGAGAAGCUGUGCAAGAAGACCAAGGAGUUUCUUGGGGAUACGGCGCAGAAGGUGGUGGUUUCUGACAGAGUUGUCGACUCACCUUGUGUCUUGGUGACCGGAGAGUAUGGGUGGACAGCUAACAUGGAGAGAAUUAUGAAAGCUCAGGCUUUGAGGGACAACAGCAUGGGAGCAUACAUGUCUAGCAAGAAGACUAUGGAGAUUAAUCCAGACAAUCCUAUAGUGGAGGAGCUGAGGAAGAGGGUCGAGACUGAUGAGAAUGACAAGUCGGUGAAGGACAUUGUGCUGCUGCUCUAUGAGACCGCUCUGUUGAGUUCGGGGUUCAGCCUUGAUGAUCCCAACAGGUUUGCUGGGAGGAUUCACAGGAUGCUGAAACUGGGUCUCAGCAUUGAUGAAGAUGAUGACCCUGAACUAGUUGAUGAUGUCGACAUGCCUCCAUUGGAGGAGAAUAAGGUUGAGGAAAGCCAGAUGGAAGAAGUUGACUGAGAAACACUCUUUUUGUUAGACCU
This is a messenger RNA of Rosa chinensis, 1324 nucleotides long. RefSeq names its product heat shock protein 82-like. The transcript is spliced from 2 exons. NCBI's taxonomy places the organism in Eukaryota, Viridiplantae, Streptophyta, Magnoliopsida, Rosales, Rosaceae. Gene Ontology annotation, molecular function: ATP binding; ATP-dependent protein folding chaperone; ATP hydrolysis activity. Gene Ontology annotation, biological process: cellular response to heat; protein folding; protein stabilization. Bases 219 to 1301 code for a protein of 360 amino acids. The record is from RefSeq and is a predicted model, not a curated record. Gene Ontology annotation, cellular component: cytosol; plasma membrane; perinuclear region of cytoplasm.